CUUUCUCUCUCCUACCUUCCCUCCCUUCCUUCCCCCACCUCGAGGGUAUUUGUGCUCCCCCCGCCCUUCGUCUUUCUUACCUCCUCUUUAUCUUAACACCUUCCUCCAGCUCUGUAUUGUCCGCUUUCUCUUGCCAUUUUGCUCACCCUGAAGGGAAAAGGGGGAGGGAGGGAAUAGGCAGGGGUUCACCCCAGUUUUAGGGAUUUUUAGGGAAUCGAUGGCGCGGGGCUACGGCAGUUUGGGUGGGACACGCACGUUGGUGACCCUCUCCCUUUCCUCGGGCUUGCAUUGGGCCCAAAGUAGAAAAGUACGAACUUGGGUUGCUUUCCCAGAGGCGAGGAAGCCAGUGGUAAUAGGGUCGCCGCGCCCCUCCCCCUUUCCCUCCACUCCUCUGGCACCGCAAGCUCACAAAAGGAGAAGUAGAGUUGAAAGUUUGGCGGGGUUUCUCUUGAGAGGUGGAGGGAGGACCCCCCCCCCCCACCAAAUUUUACUCCCGCUUUAGUAUGUCGAUUCGUCGUAAAUAGACCCACUUUAUAAUUUUCAGUUAUAUUUGCUUCGGUCUUUGUGCUGCCCGAACCAGGAAUUUUUGGUAAACUGAUGAGGAAUCUUCAAUCGUAGUACAUCAGAGCUUGAAGCAGACACUUGGUUGAUGCCAGAUUGUUACCACCAGAAUCUUAAUCAUGACGGAUGCAGACUAUGUCCUGUGCAAAUGGGAAGGCCGUUUAUGGCCGGCAAAGGUUUUAUCCAAAAUGGGAAUUUCCAGAAGAGAAGAUACCCAGAACGCGGAGCCAGACUCUAUAGAUGUCGAAAUACUUUCACUAGAUAAAAAAAUAAGUGUGCAGUGCAGAGAAAUCCAGAUCCUAGAGAAGACACACAUUGACGAUAUUGUCACUAAAUUCGCAUCCCAGACUGAGAGGAAUGAUAAGCCUGAGGAAAUAACUUAUAGAAAGUCACUUAACAUUGCCCUGGAUAUUUUGAAUCUGAAAUCCAAUACUACAGCAGCAACCUCUUCAGAUGAAGAACUGACGACGCCUGUCUCGCAGAAAGAAAACCAAACAGAGCCUUUGUUCUCUGUGUCUAACUGUUCCCCUGAUUUCCACAAAGAGAAUUUGGGAAGACCUGGAUCCUUUUUGAAUGAAAAUGAACAGUUCAGGCCAACUUCCACCAAGGAAACUGGAUGCGAAAUUGAUUGGAAGAAGCCUGAUAAAACCCACCAAAACAAAACCCGGCUCUCGACGUCUCCAACUACUGUCGUUUUGGGCAUUCAGACCCCUCAGGGUGAGGAUUGCCAAAGCUCAAGUUCCAGCAGAAGGAAAGCUAAUUUACUUCAAAAGGCCACAGUGGACAGAAGGAGGACAGGGGGCACCAGAGUUGAUUCACCUCCCGAUGCCAUGAGGGGAGGAGAAUGGUGCCCCACUGGAGAAAGCUCACCUGCUUGGACCGCCACUGGAUGCUCCAAGACAACAGCUGCAGGAAAGAAGGCAGAUUGUUCCACCAAAAAAUACUUGGAUUUUUCUACUAACAGUGCCUCUAAAUGGUCAGAGAAUGAGAACAUUACAAAGUCCUCAAGGAAAUACAGCAAGGCUUCAGAUGGAAGUAAAAACCCAGUGGAUCAGAAACAAGUUCUAAAUACAUACAUGACCCGUUAUCAAACCAGACAACACACGAGAAGCACCAGAUCAUCUCCUGAUACCUCUGACGCUGACUGGCGUUCUCCAGACUGCUCACUGACUAAAAUCAAAAAUUUUCAGCUCCCAGAUUUUGAGGAUGAAGAAGGAUUUCAAUCCUCCGACCUAUCAUUGGAGCUUAGCUCCCUAGAAACCUCAUCUCUGAACGCUAACUUUGUAGAUGAAGAAGAGGAAGAUGAAGAACUUCCGACUAUCCUUUUGCACCAAAAGCCAUGUUCGAUAGAAGCAGGAAUGUUAGUCUGGUGUAAAUGUCAAAAAUACCCAUAUUGGCCAGCAGUGGUCAAAAGUGUAAGGCGGAAAGAUAAAAAAGCAAGCGUGCUUUUUGUUGAAAAGGAUGUGUGUCCUGAAAAGAGAGGGUUUACAGCAUCCCUUAAAAGAUUAAAGCAUUUUGAUUGUGAAGAGAAACAGGAACUAAUGAUUAAGGCCAAGGAGGAGUACAGCCAGGAUAUCGAUUGGUGCAUCUCUCUGAUUUCUGAUUACAGAAUCAGACUAGGCUGUGGCUCUUUUGCGGGGUCCUUCCUAGAAUAUUGCUCAGCUGAUAUUAGCUAUCCGGUUAGAAAAAGAAUCAAGCAAGGUGCUUUCACUGCAACUUUUCCCGGCUCGAAGAAAGACUGUCCUGAAAGGCCCUUGCUAGAGACCCCCCUUAGCAAGGUGAAGCCCCCAAAGAAAGUGCUUCCCGAUCGGACGAGGGCGGCCAGAGACAGAGCCAAUGAGAAGUUGGUGGAGUAUAUAGUGAAAAACAAGGGGGCAGAAGACCAUCUUUUGGCCAUUCUAAAACACAAAAAGCAGUCAAGGUGGCUGAAAGAGUAUUUAAAUUCAAGUCAGUACAUGACCUGUAUUGAAACCUACCUUGAAGACGAUGAACAGCUGGACCUGGUGGUGAACUACUUACAAGACGUCUGCCAAGAAAUAGGCAGUAGACUGACUCUGAUAAAUGGUGAUAAAAUAAAAUUUAUUCUGGAUGUUCUUUUGCCUGAAGCAAUCAUUUAUGCAAUUUCUGCUGUUGAUGAGAUAGACUACAAGACCGCUGAAGAAAAGUACAUCAAAGGGCCAUCUCUAAGCAAGCGGGAAAGGGAAAUAUUUGAUAAGCAGCUUUUAGACCAAAAGAAUCUGGCAUUGUCGAAGAUUGAACCAACUUCUUCCAAGCCCGCUCCAGAUCCUUCUCCAGAUGUGUCCCAUCCUUGCCAUUCUGUAAUUGAAUCAAAUAUAUACAAUAAGUAAGAAAGCAGCUCUGUGGAAAAAUCUGUAAAAUUGUCUUUUUGUCAUUUGUAAAUGCUUAAGGGGAUAUGGAAGAUGUCAAAAUGCUGCUGCUUUAGUGUUUGAUGUAUUCUAGGCUAUAGCUUUACAGUCUGCUCAUUGAUGCUGCAUAUUGAUUUCCUUUAAUUCUGAACUCCUUGGAUCAGUUGGACAAAGCUGGAGUGUUCAUUUUUAUAACUUACCGCCGAUUCUCUUCCCUGUCCAUUUCAAGAAACUUUACAAUUCUUUAGAUAGGUCUAAAUGGAGAACUAAGAAAUUAUUUUGUAACUUUCUGGUGACUAUUGUAACAGGUAAUUGAGUAGAGAUUUCACUCACAAUCUGGAAAGAUAAGCCACUGGUAUCACAUUUAGCUGUGAUUGCAAAGAGCCUGGUACGAUACAGUAAUUCCAUAAGAAUUAAACCUGUAGGGUUUCAUUGACAAAGUAUCAGGUUUCCUCUCAAAGUAUUUUCUGAUGUUCUCCAUGCUCUUGCUUUUUUCCGGAAAUUCCUCCAAGAGGUGAAAGCGAAGCCAAAGAUGCUGCUUUUUUUUUUUUUAAUGCUGGCAGAGUAACUACAGUCGUUUGUGCAAAAGAAGAAGCCUUGCUAUUCCGUAACUCUUUAGAAUGGCCACCUCCAAAUAAGCUGUAGUGUGAAUUGAUCAAAAAUUUCACAAGGCUUUUUUUAAUUUUCCUCCCCCAAGUUGAGCAGGUUCUCACCACUCCCUUACUCUCCUGUCAUGUGAAAGGCCUGUUUCUACCCUCAGUUAACCAUUUCACUGGCUCCUCACUCGUUUUUAUGGUUGGAAAUAACAGUAUAUUUAAGUGCUGGUGUUUUGUUGGUUUUUUUUUUGAUAGGUCUGUACCUGGGACAAUAUUGAAAACAGUCUGGCCUGGGCUGAUUACAGAAUAAAGCACAGCUGAGGCCGACAGUAGAUUGACCCAGGUCCUGGCUUGAGUUAAUCCAUCCUUGCAAGCCACCAUUCAUGAGGACAGCACCUUUGAGGUCAAAAUGGGACUUUGGGGGAGCAUUCCAUUCAGAUUGAAAAGGGAAAUUGGGUUUGGGGGGUUUUAAAUGUUGGAGAAAUGAAAUUUGUUUUUCAGGCUUUGUUUUGUAGGACAACGGAAGGCCGAAAGAGAAAUAAAAGUGGGCCUGACAGCUAACCCUAAAAUGCCUCACUCUAGGUGGUCUUCAAGGGAAAUGAACUGGGCACCAUCUAGCGGUUGAGGUGGAAGUGGGGAGUGAGGACAUUUUGAGUGGACAUUUGGCAAUCUGACACAGCUGGGGAUUCGGGGUGGUGUGGUGCAAGGGGAUGGGUGAGACCUCUUGUUUUCUCCUCACAGUCUAGAUUUUAAGCAUGUGAAUGUAAUUCAAGGUGAAUGCCUGACUACACUUGGUCACUAAGCUUAUGCUUUGUAAAGAGGAGAGUACAAUCUGCAUAAACCUGAGUCGCAGUAAAAUAAUUACAAGGCAAUUAUAAGCUGUAAUAGGCCUGAAACAUUUUCAAAGUACACUUUUCUGCGAGCUAAGUACAAGGGGAAAUAUUUAAUUUGUUUUAGCCAAGCAGCCUCCGCAAAAUUGAUGAAAUUCAUGUUUGUAAAUACUGUUUACUCCGUUCCUGGUGAUAUUGAGCAUCAAACCUAAUACUAAAAGUAGGGAAUCCAAGCUUUAAACCACAGGGACCUUUUUCCCCUCAUUACCUUUCCUUUUCUCUGCCUUCCUCUUCCAUUUAAUCUAGACUAAUUCUAUUUUCAAUGUUCUUCAGUGUUUAUGGCUCUACUAAGCAAUGCCUGUUGUAGCUGGAGAUUUGGAUAUGUAUAUAGACAUUGUAUUUUACAGUUUGAGAAGAGGUUUAUUUUACAGUUUGAGAAGAGGUUAAGGGUUCAGUAUCACAUUCCCUCUUCAUUUAAAGGCAUUUUGUAAUUAUAUAGUGUAGCUUUCCCCCAGUAUCCUAGUUUUACCCUUUUUUUUCCUCCAGGUAGUUGUAUGCAUCUUCUUUCAGUUCACAUAUUAUAAGAAUGUGAAAAUGGAAUGGAUUUUGACAUCUGGUUGCUGAGUAUUUUGCUAAUCAGAUCAGCUCCUGUUGUCAAACUAUUGCUAUUUUAAUCUGAUUUAUUUUUUUGUUCUAAUCCUACCACAAUGUAUCUGUGAACAAAUAUUUAAAGCAGGAUAUCUUUAUUCAGAAGCCAGAGGUAGGGAGAAAAUAGAGGACCUGAAUUAGGAUAACUGUUUCAAGAUAUUUUUGUUUUAUGGUUCUUCUAACUGUCCAACUACUUAUUUUCUGGGGUUUCUAAGUGUGAAAGUUGAGCUGUGGUUCUUCACUCAGACAUGGAAUUGAAUUAAUAUCAGUGGCUUUUCCUAAGCCUUUUUUGAUUUGUAACUGACCAAGGCAUGCAUUUGUGAUUGACCUCUCAGAUGAAAAAAAUCUGGGCAAUAAAUAAAAGACUUUUACUAAAAGCACAGAA
Molecule: messenger RNA, 5386 nt
Organism: Ornithorhynchus anatinus (platypus)
Lineage: Eukaryota; Metazoa; Chordata; Mammalia; Monotremata; Ornithorhynchidae
Gene: PWWP3A
Product: PWWP domain containing 3A, DNA repair factor
Exons: 14
Coding region: 681-2909 (742 amino acids)
Source: RefSeq, a predicted model, not a curated record